Messenger RNA from Cyphellophora europaea CBS 101466, 552 nucleotides. RefSeq lists its product as uncharacterized. The transcript has a single exon. Bases 1 to 552 code for a protein of 183 amino acids. Lineage: Eukaryota; Fungi; Ascomycota; Eurotiomycetes; Chaetothyriales; Cyphellophoraceae. The record is from RefSeq and is a predicted model, not a curated record.
AUGUCCUCCAACGUCGGCCUCUCCACGCCCCGCGGCAGCGGCACCUCGGGCUACGUGCAACGCAACCUCUCGGUCCUCAAGCCACGCGCCGCGGGCGCGGGCCAACCCUACAACCUCGCCAGCAGCAAAGACACGGCGCCCCGGGCGCGGAAGCCCGACCAGCACAUCCUUCAACACGACCGCCUGCGCGCCAUCGAAGUCAAAGUCCUCGAGCUGCGCGACAAGCUCGAGGACGAGGGCAAGUUGGACGACGACGCGAUCGAGGAUCAGUGUGAGAAGCUGCGCGGGGAGUUGACGAGGGAGUUGGAGAGUGGGAAGGGCAGGACGGGCAAAGGGGGUGGGAAUAGAUUGAAGAGUUACCAGGUGCAUGAGAUGGCCGAGGCCAAGGAGCGGGAGAGCGAGCGGUUGCGGAGGGCGUUGGGCUUGAAGGGCGAUGAGGGAAGGGAGGAUGGCGAGCAUCCGAUGGCGAGGCAGGAGAGGAGACGGCAGAAGAGGGAGAUGGAGGAGGCGGGUAAGGAGAGGAAGGAAGCUGUGGAUGAGGAUGACCGAUGA